This is a messenger RNA of Lutzomyia longipalpis, 558 nucleotides long. Its product is annotated as protein LLP homolog. Gene Ontology annotation, molecular function: RNA binding. The record is from RefSeq and is a predicted model, not a curated record. Gene Ontology annotation, cellular component: nucleolus. Bases 84 to 536 code for a protein of 150 amino acids. Gene Ontology annotation, biological process: dendrite extension. Lineage: Eukaryota; Metazoa; Arthropoda; Insecta; Diptera; Psychodidae. The transcript has 2 exons.
UAUGGUCUUUUGGUCAGCACGUGGUUUGUUUACAAAACAAGGAAAAUUUUGCUCGAGAAGAAAUUUUCCUGGAAAACACAAAGAUGGGAAGGAAGCAGCGUGCAAAGAAUAACAAUGUGAAGCGUGAGAGGUUUGCCGUGAAGGAAUUGGCGAGAUUAAAAAAGUGCUUGGGCCUAAUUGAUGAGAAAGGCAAUGAGAUUUCCAAAGAGAUCAAAGACAUCUCAAUGGUUAGAGAUGCAAAAACCAUCAAAAAGAAAAACAAGGAUUCAAUGCAAGUCGACGGGGAGGAUGAAGCAGUGAAGACGAAAAAGUUAAAGAAGGUGACGAUUGUCAAUGAGAAGACAAACGUGGAGCAUGUGUACAAUGCAAAGACAAUGAAGGAUCAAUUCGGGAACUAUCCAGUGUGGUACAAACGGAGGCUGGAGAAGAAAAAGAAGCACAAGAAGGGCAAUGACAACGGUGCCAAAUCCCGCAAGAGUCGCAAACAAAAUCUCUUCACUGUCACGGAUCCUUAUCAAAAUCUUGAAUAUGAAUAAAAAAAAAUCUUCAAGAGAAAAA